Nannizzia gypsea CBS 118893 is the source of this 699-nucleotide messenger RNA. RefSeq lists its product as hypothetical. Lineage: Eukaryota; Fungi; Ascomycota; Eurotiomycetes; Onygenales; Arthrodermataceae. The record is from RefSeq and is a predicted model, not a curated record. The transcript is spliced from 2 exons. Bases 1 to 699 code for a protein of 232 amino acids.
AUGGCACCCAAGAGGAAGGUAGACGGCGAUGGCGAAGGAAAGGAGCAGAAGCGGCCGAAGAAAGGCUUCUCAGUCGGACCAGCGAACCUGCCGGACGGGACAUACAGGCGCAAAGUCAUAAAGAUUAAGGCAGAUCUAAUUCACAAGGCCAAGCUGAAGAAGUCGUACGAAAAGAUCAAGGCACGCGAGCUCGCUGCAGCGCCAGUCAGGUCCGUCUACGAGACACAGGAAGCCAACGAAGAAAGCCACGAUGAAGCCGCUGCGGCAGAGCAGGACAGUUCAAAACCUGCACGCGAGCCGGCCGGGCUGGAACUGCAUCCGGACAGGCAGGCCAUGGUAGACUCUCACAGCGAGCAUCAUGACCUGUUACGAGGCGAAGGGGCCAGAUCAAGACGGAGAGGGGAGGCAGACGAGAUGCAGCAGCAGGAAAAGGAUGAAGACAGCCGGCCCGGUGGCAGUGGUGGCAGUGGUGGCAGGAGGCAACGUCGGGCUAAACCGUAUCCCUUUGCGAGGGAAGAGGAUGCUGCACAGAAGCGGAUCAGGGAGGCAAAGGCGAGAGCUGAGCUGAGGAGGAUGAAGGAGAAGGAGAGGGCAGAUAUGGCCAGGGCAAAGAGGCCGGACCAGUUUGGCAAGAGACGGCUGGGCCGCGAGAGCAAGGUGCUGCUAGACAAGGUCAAGAGGCUCGUAGCAGCAGACUGA